UCCUCGUGCCUAAAUUCCACCACCCCUUUAUAAAUUAAAGAAUCAAGAUAAGGUUCACUCUCAUCACAAAUUAAGUAUUAUCUACUUCUUCACCCUCUCACACCUACCUUCGCCAUGGAUCCAUGGAACCUUUCAUCUUCCAAGUUUCUCUCUAAACAACUUCCUUACCCUUCUCAUCUCUACGCAGAAGAGAUUCCCAACAUGGGAAAUUCCAGUGGUUUGAUCAAGGAUCUCAGAGGUUCGCAGUUGACAAUCUUCUAUGAUGGUCAAGUUGUUGUCUUUGAUGAUAUUCAAGCUGACAAAGCCAAGGAUAUCAUAUCUUUUGCCAACACAGGAAUGUCCCAAAACCAGAACGGCUAUGCUUGCUCGUACCCUGCUGCAAUUUCUGCUACUUCCAGCAGACCGUUUCCUUUUCUUAUGAAUAUCAUCCCUACCACUGCCAACAAUUCGGUUCAGGAGCACCCUCAAACACCGUCUAAAUCUGUUAUAUGCGAUCUACCUUUGGCUAGAAAAGCUUCACUUCAUCGGUUCUUGGAGAAAAGAAAGGAUAGAAUUGCUGCCAGAGCACCAUAUCAAACAAGCAAUCACAUGGAAGCCCUUAGUAAGCCAGGUGAAUCCACGCCAUGGCUCACCUUGGCAUCUAAAUCGCUACAAGACGAAUCUGAUUCUGAUAGCAGCUCCAGCUUUGUGUUAUUUUAAGUGCUUUUCUUGGACAAACUGAAGAAGAUUUCACUAUCAUACAGCCAUGGAUACGGGCUUCGUGAAAAAGAGGACUUCAUGGGUUUUCUAUAAGCUUAGCCAAGAGUUAAAAGGGCUUCUCUGUAGCCCUGUGCUGAUUUUUUGGAAGCCUAUGAUCAAAGUUGUUGCUCAUGGCUACUAUUAUCGUAAUUAAAAGUUUAAUUUUAGACAAGAACUGUAAAUUGAAUUGGGAUAGCAUAGUUUUGGUAUAAUAUUGAAAUCAAUUCUUCUCAGUUCUCAUUGUCACAUAUAUUGUAUCUAAGGAUUAUCUAUCUCUUUAUGAGCAUAAUCAGUUUGUUAUAGUUCAAUUGGUUUCCUACAAGUAUGUAAGCUACAUGAAAUCACAUCCCAUCUUUUCAGUAUAUAUUUUACUUUUCCGCUCA
Vigna umbellata (rice bean) is the source of this 1121-nucleotide messenger RNA. The record is from RefSeq and is a predicted model, not a curated record. NCBI's taxonomy places the organism in Eukaryota, Viridiplantae, Streptophyta, Magnoliopsida, Fabales, Fabaceae.